This is a messenger RNA of Dermochelys coriacea (leatherback sea turtle), 2144 nucleotides long. It is a transcript of the gene TMEM205, whose product is annotated as transmembrane protein 205. The coding region runs from base 206 to 772 and encodes 188 amino acids. The record is from RefSeq and is a predicted model, not a curated record. The transcript has 4 exons. Lineage: Eukaryota; Metazoa; Chordata; Testudines; Dermochelyidae.
CUUGCCAGCCCCGGUGCUCUCCUGUACCAGUGCUGACGGAGCCUGGCCUCCCUGCUGUUCUAACCCCCGACUGCUCGGCCAUCUUCACCACCUCUUGGGUUGGUUUUUGACCCAGUGAGCGCUGGGAGCAGACGUCCCUGCUCCCCAGAACUCACUGUGGGUUCUCUCCCACCUCUCUGCCUCCAGGUCUGUAAACGCAACUGAGAUGUCGAUGGAAGGGGAGCCCAGCAGCCUGGCCAAAGUCGCCCAGCUCUUCAUCCUGUCUCUGGCCUGGGGGAUGCAGAUAUGGGUCACCUUCAUCUCAGGGUUUGUGCUUAUUCGGAGCGUGAGCCGACACACCUUCGGCCUGGUCCAGAGCAAGCUCUUCCCCUUCUACUUCUAUGCCCUGGUGGCCUGCGCCUUCCUCAACCUGUCCAUCUUUGCCUACUACCACCCCCGAGAGUUGCUGAGCACCGUGGAGACCCUGCAGGGCUCUCUCUACUUCGUCUGCCUCCUCCUGGCCAGCGUUAACGCCCUGGCCUUGUCCCCGGCCACCACGGCGGCCAUGUUCCGGUUGCAGGCCAUCGAGCGGGAACACGGCCUGGGCGGGGAGGUGGGGCUGAUGGCCAGGCGCGAGACAUACCAGCAGCUGCGGGAGAGGGACCCCAAGUAUCAGGCUGCGCGGCAGACAUUCUUCAAGCGCCACGGGCUGUCGUCCCUCUGUAACCUCGCCUGUCUCGGCUGCAAUGGAGUCAACCUGCUGUGCAUGGCGCUGCACCUCAGCAGCCUGUAGGCAGGGGGCCCCGCAUGCGGGGAGGGGGUGGCGGCAUUGUUCUUCGGGGGGGCCCAUCCACUGGGUGGGACUUGAUUGAGCGAGGGGCUUGGAAGUCCAUGCCCCUACCGGGGUCUGAUUGGUGUCUCUUUCUAAGCCUGUAUCCCACGCCUGGCACCAGCUGGAAGUUCAAGUGUUGGGCGGGGGGGCAGGGAACGCAACCGACUUGGUAACUCAGCAACGCUUCUCCCUGGAUAGAAAUCCCCUGCUCUGGGAGGGGAGCGGGGUCUAGUGGUUAGAGUGGGGGGAGGGGGUGCUAGGGAACAGGACUCUUGGGCUUUCUCCCCAGCUGUGGGAGGGGAGUGAGGUCUAGUGGGUGAGAGCAGUGGGGGGCUUGGAGCCAGCACUUCUGGGUUCUAUCCCCAGCUGUGGGAGGGGAGUGAGAUCUAGUGGGUUAAAGCAGGGGGGCAGAAAGUCAGGACUGCUUGUGUUUUCUCCACAGCUGUGGGAGUGGGGUGGGGCCUAGUACCCCAGAGCAGGGGGAUAAACUAGAUCUCUUUAUUUUUUGUAAAUUAAAAUAAAAAUCUCAGAGCCAGCUAACAAGCUGCCUCUGCUAACAUGUGAUAUCGAACUAGCUGGGGCUGAAAUUUGCCCUGUGCAAUGAGGUCCCCCAGCCUCAUUCACAGCGGGCCCUUUCAAAGGGCCCUGUGGGAGACGGAUUCCCAUUUCCCUUUGGAAACGGCCCCGCUGCCUCUUGGAGAUCAUUGUUAUUAGCUCUAUGGUGGUGACGGCAGCAGCUGAGUUGGGGCCCUGUGGCACUGCACCUAGGCAAGAGCUUAGUUAAAACAGGCAAAAUAUGGGAGGGGAAACUGAGGCACAGAGAGGGCAUGUCACAUGCCCAAGGUCACCCAGUUGGCAGUGGCAGAGCCGGGGAAUAGAACCCAGGUUUUCUGAGUCACGGUCGACAAGGCAACGCUGCCCCUUACCAGAACCUCUGUGGUAUUUAAUGGCAAUGCUUAGGCUGGCUCUAUGGAGUACUCAACUCUGGUGUCCUCUUGUCCAUUUCAUGCUUCCUGUUCUGUUCUCACUGCCCUCUGUUUCCUUGCUGAGCCUUGGCUGGCAGAGAGUGAGAAGCACGUUCCACAGGCUCUUUGCCCUGCUUUUUACUCCAGUUUGUACUGAUCAAAGGGGAAAAACUCUGAAUGCAAGUCAUCUUCCAGUGGGGUUCUUCGGGGGGGAAAUAAAUUGCUCUUUUGUGUCUGCACAGCAGCAAACAGGUUAUAGUCUGACUACGGCUCCCAGAUGCUCGUGCAAUAGAAAUAAAGAAUCAUAUUCUCUGAGCUGCUUUUCUGUUCUAAAGUUUUCUGUUAAUAAAGGACAUACUUACAAACUC